UACAAAAUCUUCAAAUAGUUGAGCCAAUAAUACCCAAUUGAACAAAGACGCAAAACUAGCACAAGUAUAAAGAUUCCCCUUCGCAAUCGCAUGUUAAACCUGGGAAAUCAAUUCCCAUCAACAAAAAACUUGCUCAACCAAAUCCCAAUAACAAUGUCUGAAUCAUUCACAGAAAUCCAAAUUCCUCAACAAAAACACUAUUCAUACUCCACCCUUUUCCCUCUAAUUUUAACUCCAAAUUUCAACUCUUCUUCUUCUUCUUCCUUCAUCGACUCCAUUAAAACCCACAAACAUUACCUUCAAUCCCGCCUUCAUUCCUCAGGGGCUAUUCUUUUUCGUGGGUUUCCAUUAACAACUCCCACUGAAUUCAACGACGUCGUUGAGGCAUUCGGUUUCGAUGAAUUUCCAUACGUGGGCGGCGCUGCUCCUAGGAGUAACGUUGUUGGCCGUGUUUUUACUGCUAAUGAAUCUCCACCGGAUCAGAAAAUCCCUUUCCAUCAUGAAAUGGCUCAGGUUCCUGAGUUUCCAUCGAAAUUGUUUUUCUUUUGUGAAGUAGAACCAAAGAAAGGAGGAGAAACUCCAAUUGUUCUGAGCCAUAUCAUAUAUGAAAAGAUGAAGGAGAAACACCCUGAUUUUGUUCAACAACUUGAAGAGCAUGGAUUGAUGUAUAUACGGUUGUUGGAUGAAGGGGAUAAUCCAGCAUCUCCGAUUGGUCGUGGUUGGAAAUCUACAUUCUUGACUGAUGAUAAGAGCAUAGCUGAACAAAGGGCAGCUAAGUUAGGCAUGAAGUUGGAAUGGUUGGAGAACAGGGUAAAAACAAUAAUGGGUCCAAUCCCAGCUAUCAAAUUUGAUGAAAGUAAGCAACGCAAGGUCUGGUUCAACAGCAUGGUGGCAGCUUACACAGGCUGGGAAGAUGAACUAAAUGAUCCUGUCAAGGCAGUUACCUUUGGCGAUGGAAGACCAUUGCCGGCCGACAUUGUAUAUGACUGCCUCAAAAUUCUUGAAGAGGAGAGUGUUGCAAUUCCAUGGAAGCAGGGUGAUAUCCUUUUAAUCGACAACUGGGCUGUUCUUCAUUCUCGUAGAUCUUUCGAUCCACCACGACGUGUGUUAGCUUCUCUUUGCAAGUAGGUAAUACAUUCCUGGCUCUUUUUCUGGAACAUAUGCUCGUAUGUUAUUUUUCCUCAAUUAUUAUAUAAAUAGCGAAAGAAUGAAUAUGUACAUAUAUAUUUGUUGAAGAUAGUGUUGCAUAAGUGAUGAUUACUGAAGUGCAUCAUAUUUGUAUUACAUUUUGCACGAGGGAAAUAAGGCGUAUAUACUUCUUUCACUA
Molecule: messenger RNA, 1327 nt
Organism: Amaranthus tricolor (Joseph's coat)
Lineage: Eukaryota; Viridiplantae; Streptophyta; Magnoliopsida; Caryophyllales; Amaranthaceae
Product: clavaminate synthase-like protein At3g21360
Exons: 3
Coding region: 91-1128 (345 amino acids)
Molecular function (GO): oxidoreductase activity
Source: RefSeq, a predicted model, not a curated record